UGAAAGUCUGGAUGACGAUCUGGGUUGUAUACCUAGAAUCCAGAUAAAACCCAGCCAGCUCAGGAAUACGGCAACCCUAGUUACACAUCAACCAAAAGGAGGAAAUGAAUCCAUUUCCAAAUGAGACAGAAAGAGGGCCCAGGUUUCCAUAAGUUGUGCUUAUGGUAAGUGGUAUGUAUUGGGACAGAUUUAGACAAGGAAGGUCAAAUACACACAUCCUUUUGUGAGGAAGUGACAAAGCCCUCUUAUUACCACUCUUUUUCAAGGAACACUGCUGCUACCUCUUUGGGGUGAUCAACUGUGUUUAUCCAUUACAGAGGAAAGAGUCCCAGUUCUUUAUUCCUUCCAAACGCAUUAUGACAUAAAUAAGACCACAAUUAUACUCAGCAUGGGAGAGGUCUUUAUUCAGACAGAAGGGUAUAAAAAGCAAGAAAACUCAAUACUGGGUGUUUAAGGAGACAGGAGAGAAGGUGUUCCUCCCUUCCCAUCUUUAGUUAUCCAUCAGGUAAUGAACCUAUUGCAGGGGAUGAAAAUUGUAUGGCUGCCCUUAUGCUGUUUGUCUGCUGAUUCUGUAUUCCUCUUCAUUGGUUAUGCUGUCUAUGGCUGCUGGGAACUACUCCCCAUGCUUCUCAUGGGUGGAACAAAUACAUGUGGAUCCCCAUGGCAGCCUUUCUGAUCCCCAGAAAUUGCUGGAGGACAGCAAAUAUAGAGGGAUUAAAUGAAUUGUGGUGGGAGCCAGAAGGAUGCAGUGGGAAGUGUAUCCUGGAUCCAAGCCAAUCCAAGUUUGGAAGUAUUCCCUUUCUUUUUUUACAUUCCCUAAUUCCAAGCUCAACUCAAAACUAUUCUAGGAUGCUUGCUCUGUUUUAUUUUACUCUUAUUUAUUUUAGGCUUAUUUUGCAUAAGCAGAUCAGCGUGGUGUCUUUGCUCUUUUGGGAAUGAAGAAGAUGGGGCUGCUGUUUGUAGGCUUCUUCCUGCUGGCUACAUCUCCAUCCUUCUGCUCUGCCCAGCAUUGGUCUUAUGGCUUCCGACCUGGAGGAAAGAGGGAUGCUGAGACUCUGAGAGAAGACUUUGAAGAGCCAUUUGCAAACAAGAUGGACAAACCCGUAGAGUUGCCAUAUUUCCAAUGCAAUAUGCCAUGUCAGGAUCCUACCCUCACCGGACUGAAAGGUGCCUUUGCAAAGCUGAUUGAAGAAGAGAAUGAGAAAAAAGAAGUUUUAGAUCCACAAAAAGGGAAUAAAGAAAAAAAUGAAGCCUUCUCCAAUAAAUACGGACCGCAGCCACAAGGUUUGGUGUGGGCCUAGCUGUGUUCUAGAACAUGUGGACAUGUUUUAAGGUUAUCUAUGUUUCUGAUGUUGGGGAAAAUGUGUAGUGGAGUUCAAGUACCAAUAAAAAGUCUAUCAACCCCUUUGACAAUAGCCUCACAUGUCAUAAUGUUCUUAAACUGAUGCCUCUUUCCCAUGGUUGACUUAAUUUUAUUUUUGUACACU
Messenger RNA from Sceloporus undulatus (fence lizard), 1487 nucleotides. RefSeq names its product gonadotropin releasing hormone 1 (gene GNRH1). The transcript is spliced from 3 exons. Bases 936 to 1301 code for a protein of 121 amino acids. Gene Ontology annotation, cellular component: extracellular region. Gene Ontology annotation, molecular function: gonadotropin hormone-releasing hormone activity. The record is from RefSeq and is a predicted model, not a curated record. Gene Ontology annotation, biological process: multicellular organism development. Lineage: Eukaryota; Metazoa; Chordata; Lepidosauria; Squamata; Phrynosomatidae.